Messenger RNA from Ostertagia ostertagi, 144 nucleotides. NCBI's taxonomy places the organism in Eukaryota, Metazoa, Nematoda, Chromadorea, Rhabditida, Trichostrongylidae. The record is from the annotation of a GenBank genome assembly.
AUGAACAAGAAAGGCUACGUUUACUUGAAGAAAAGAGCGAGUUGGAGAAUCUUGACUGCCAUGACGAUGUCGUACGAGCCUUUGAAACUAUCUGUAUUGAUAUUAGCAAGUACGACUAUGCCCUCAAGUACGUGUACGUUUUGA